AUGGCAGCCAUCCCUCUUCUCGGUUCCUACAAGAUGGGCAAGUUUGAUCUCUCCCACAGGGUUGUUAUGGCACCGUUGACAAGAUGCAGAUCAUAUGGCAGUGUUCCUCAGCCUCAUGCUGCUGUCUACUACUCUCAAAGAGCCACCGAUGGAGGCCUGCUCAUCGCAGAAGCAACAGGAGUCUCGGACACUGCUCAGGGAUAUCCUGAUACUCCUGGAGUUUGGACAAGAGAGCAAGUGGAGGCAUGGAAGCCCAUCGUAGACGCUGUUCAUGCCGAGGGUGGAGUCUUCUUCUGCCAGCUUUGGCAUGUUGGCAGAGUCUCCGACACUAGUUACCAGCCUAAUGGACAGCAUCCAAUCUCUAGCACUGACAAGCAGGUUCUAUCACAAAUGCCUGACGAUGCCUCCGUCGAAGAGCACUCUCGUCCUCGAAGACUACUGACCGAAGAGAUCCCUCGAAUCGUCGAGGAUUUUAGACUGGCGGCCCGGAACGCCAUCGAAGCUGGCUUCGAUGGAGUGGAGAUCCACGGCGCAAAUGGCUACCUGAUCGAUCAGUUCAUGAAAGAUAGCGUGAACGACCGAACCGAUAAGUACGGCGGGAGCUUGGAGAACCGAUGUCGCUUUGCGUUGGAGGUAGUCGAAGCGGUCGCCGAUGAGAUCGGAGCGGAUAGAGUUGGGAUGCGACUGUCGCCGUUCAUGGACUGCUUGGACUGCUGGGAUUCAGACCCCGAGGCACUUGCUCUCUACAUGGUGCGAGAACUGAACAAGCACGGCAUCCUCUACUGCCACAUGAUAGAGCCCAGGAUGGCCAUGGUCAGUGGCAGGUAUCACAUCCCUCACCGGCUUCUUCCCAUGAGGAAGGCGUUCAAGGGAACCUUCAUCGCCGCAGGAGGCUACGAUCGCGACGAAGGUAACGAGGUUGUGGAUGAGGGAUACACAGAUCUGGUGGCUUUUGGCAGACUGUUCUUGGCGAAUCCUGACUUGCCCAAGAGAUUUGAGCUGAAUGCUGCAUUGAACGAGUAUGACAGGAACACCUUCUACACCUCUGAUCCAGUUGUUGGGUACACAGACUACCCAUUCCUGGAGAACUCUGCAUGAACAGUAGAGGACGGAUUUGUUCCACUCCACUUUUUUUUCCAUACUCAAUAUAACGCCAUUACCGUGUGUUAAUUGGAUACAAUAAAUGAUCCAACACAAUAAUUCAAAGCAAAAUCAUCAUCACUUU
This is a messenger RNA of Musa acuminata AAA Group (dessert banana), 1225 nucleotides long. Its product is annotated as putative 12-oxophytodienoate reductase 5. The coding region runs from base 1 to 1098 and encodes 365 amino acids. The transcript has 5 exons. Gene Ontology annotation, molecular function: oxidoreductase activity; FMN binding. Lineage: Eukaryota; Viridiplantae; Streptophyta; Magnoliopsida; Zingiberales; Musaceae. The record is from RefSeq and is a predicted model, not a curated record.